Galeopterus variegatus (Sunda flying lemur) is the source of this 3778-nucleotide messenger RNA. RefSeq names its product heat shock 70kDa protein 4-like (gene HSPA4L). The record is from RefSeq and is a predicted model, not a curated record. Gene Ontology annotation, biological process: protein folding. Lineage: Eukaryota; Metazoa; Chordata; Mammalia; Dermoptera; Cynocephalidae. Gene Ontology annotation, cellular component: cytosol; nucleus. Gene Ontology annotation, molecular function: ATP binding; ATP-dependent protein folding chaperone. The coding region runs from base 215 to 2626 and encodes 803 amino acids. The transcript has 19 exons.
AGAUCUAGGCUGCAGAGUCUGCUCGGCGGGCGGCUUCUACCCCCACCCCGCGGUUUCCCGACGCGCCCUACCGUAGAUUUUCUGCGUGGCGACUUGGGGUCUUCUGUCCUUUGCUUCUUGUAGGAGUCGCAGUCCAAGCAGCAACAACCCCAGAAAGGACGCAGUCCCGGCAUCGGAGGCUUCAGCACCAGCACCCCAACCAUUAGGCGGCGGGAUGUCUGUGGUUGGCAUUGACCUCGGCUUUCUCAACUGCUACGUCGCUGUAGCCAGGAGUGGCGGCAUUGAGACCAUCGCCAAUGAGUACAGCGACAGGUGUACCCCAGCCUGUAUAUCAUUGGGGUCAAGAACUCGAGCCAUUGGAAAUGCGGCUAAGAGCCAGAUAGUCACGAAUGUAAGAAAUACAAUUCAUGGCUUCAAAAAGUUUCAUGGGCGAUCAUUUGAUGAUCCCAUUGUGCAAACUGAAAGAAUCAGGCUUCCCUAUGAACUGCAGAAGAUGCCUAAUGGAAGUGCAGGAGUUAAGGUGCGGUACCUAGAAGAAGAGAGACCUUUUGCAAUUGAGCAAGUUACUGGAAUGCUGUUGGCCAAGCUUAAAGAGACUUCAGAAAAUGCUUUGAAGAAACCAGUGGCUGACUGUGUGAUUUCAAUUCCUAGCUUUUUCACUGAUGCUGAGAGAAGAUCUGUGAUGGCCGCAGUCCAGGUUGCAGGCUUAAAUUGCUUAAGGCUGAUGAAUGAAACUACUGCAGUUGCACUAGCAUAUGGAAUUUAUAAACAGGAUCUUCCCCCAUUAGAUGAGAAACCAAGAAAUGUAGUAUUUAUUGAUAUGGGACAUUCUGCCUAUCAGGUCUCAGUUUCUGCUUUUAACAAAGGAAAACUAAAAGUCUUGGCUACUACCUUUGAUCCAUAUUUGGGUGGCAGGAACUUUGAUGAGGCUUUAGUAGACUACUUCUGUGAUGAGUUCAAGACCAAAUAUAAGAUAAAUGUGAAAGAAAACUCUCGGGCCUUGUUGCGUUUAUAUCAGGAAUGUGAAAAACUAAAGAAGCUAAUGAGUGCAAAUGCAUCAGAUCUGCCAUUGAACAUUGAGUGUUUCAUGAAUGACCUUGAUGUUUCUAGUAAAAUGAACAGGGCUCAAUUUGAACAAUUAUGUGCUUCCCUCUUGGCUAGGGUUGAACCACCUUUAAAAGCAGUAAUGGAACAAGCUAACUUACAAUGUGAAGACAUAAGUAGUAUAGAAGUUGUAGGAGGAGCAACACGAAUUCCUGCAGUGAAGGAACAAAUCACUAAAUUCUUUCUUAAAGACAUAAGUACCACACUAAAUGCUGAUGAAGCUGUUGCAAGAGGAUGUGCUUUACAGUGUGCAAUUCUCUCACCAGCAUUUAAAGUGCGUGAAUUUUCCAUAACAGACCUUGUCCCCUAUUCAAUCACAUUAAGGUGGAAGACCUCUUUUGAAGAUGGAACUGGGUUUGUUAUGAUAAAAUCUGGGGGGAGCUUCAUUAUUCAGAAUGUUUUUCCACAGUCUGACGGUGAUAGUUCGAAAGUGAAGGUUAAAGUUCGUGUUAACAUCCAUGGAAUCUUUAGUGUGGCUAGUGCAUCAGUCAUUGAGAAGCACAAUUUAGAAGGGGAUCACAGUGAUGCUGCUAUGGAGACAGAAGCUUCAUUUAAGAAUGAAAACAAAGAUGAGGUGGAGAAAAUGCAGGUUGACCAAGAAGAAGGCAGUCAUCAAAAAUGUCAUGCUGAACACACCCCAGAAGAGGAAAUCGAUCAUACAGGCACCAAAACAAAGUCAACUCCCUCAGACAAACAAGACCGAUUAAAUCAGAACAUUAAAAAGGGAAAAGUCAAGAGUAUUGACCUACCUAUUCAGAGUAACCUAUAUAGACAACUGGGCCAAGAUCUUCUCAACAGCUACAUUGAAAAUGAGGGGAAGAUGAUAAUGCAGGAUAAGUUAGAGAAAGAAAGAAAUGAUGCUAAGAAUGCUGUUGAAGAAUAUGUAUAUGAUUUUAGAGACAGACUGGGCACUGUCUAUGAAAAAUUCAUCACUCCAGAAGAUUUGAAUAAACUGUCUGCAAUAUUAGAUGACACAGAAAAUUGGCUUUAUGAAGAAGGAGAGGACCAACCUAAACAAGUUUAUGUGGAUAAGCUUCAAGAACUAAAGAAAUAUGGCCAGCCUAUUCAAAUGAAGUACAUGGAACAUGAAGAGAGACCAAAAGCUUUAAAUGACUUGGGAAAAAAGAUCCAGCUUAUCAUGAAAGUGAUAGAAGCAUAUAGAAACAAGGAUGAGAGAUAUGAUCAUUUGGAUCCUGCUGAAAUGGAAGAAGUUGAAAAAUACAUCAGUGAUGCCAUGAGUUGGCUGAACAGUAAGAUGAAUGCACAGAACAAACUAAGUCUCACUCAAGAUCCUGUGGUAAAAGUUUCAGAAAUAGUUACGAAGUCAAAGGAACUGGAUAAUUUCUGUAACCCCAUCAUUUACAAGCCCAAACCAAAAGUAGAAGUUGCUGAAGACAAAGCAAAAGCUAAUGGUGAGCACAAUGGGCCAGUGGAUGGACAGAGUGGAACUGAAACUAAACCAGAAACAACAAAAGACAGCUCACAGCAUACUAAAUCUUCUGGAGAGAUGGAAGUGGACUAACUCUUAAUCUUACCUUCACAUAAUUCAAACCAGUACAAGUAACCACGGGAUCCAUUCUUCUUUUACAUCUGGUACACACAACAGAUGUUCAGUUGUUCUUAACCACUUUGUCAUUUGUUUUUUGGAGUAGUUUUGGAAAGUGUUUUAUAUUGAAUGUAGCUCUGUUCAUUUCCAUUGCUGCUUAUGUGAAGCUUUAGCCGAAUAUAGAUUUACAAAUCAGUUUAAGCUUUCCUAAUGUAUUUUAUAUCAAACAUGCAGGAUUGACAUGUUGUUGGCAACAAUCUAACUUAUUUAAAGCUUCUACUUGGAUAAACCUUAGCUCCUUUAUUCAGGAAAGGAUACCGUAUUGUACUGUUGUUGCAGAAGCAUAUAUUUUUAAUUUCGUCAUUAUUUUGAAAACAAAAAUUGAAAUUGAUGUGGUUAAAGCCACUGAGGCACUGACCUUUUUCUAGUUACUGUAUUGUUAUAAUUUAAAUAUUAAAACAAAUAAGAGAGGUUCCUCGACAAAUUAGUUCAUCUCAUUAAUAUACUACGAAAACUUCAGAGCUUUCUGGUCAUCACAUGAACUAAAUCGUACAUUGAAAGGGAAAACACACAAUUUCAUGUUAAGGUGACACCAGCAGUUUGGUUCUUUUAUUAGUAAUGUAGAUUAAUAUUUUCAUAGAGUAAUUCAGUGUUUUUCUUUUUUUCACUUGAAACUUUUGAUCUACUUGUCCUGAAGAGUGGCUGCUGCUAUAAUAAUGCUAGCCUAAAAAUGUGGAAGCCUUUUGAUGAAAUUACCUUCAUGUUAAGGGGAAAGUGCUGUUGACCUACUUAAACAUGCAUCUGUGAUGUUGGUAGCCUUGUUUCAGUCUUAAUAGUCUUGCUUUUCUUCACCGAUUUUGUUAAUAAUACUUUAACACAGGUAGGGAGAAAUGGCACACUGUAUCACAUAUAUACAUUUAUCAUUGAUUUACUUAAUGUUGCAAUGUAGAUAAACACAAAUAAGCAGUAAUACUUGGAAAGGAAAACAUACCAUAAGUCUUAGGAAAUAAUGCUUGUAAUAAACUUAACUGUGUUACAUAUCAACAGGCAAAAUAUAGAAUGUUAUAUAGUGUAAUAUGAUACGAUGUGAUUAAAUUAUAGUACCUGCUCUUACAUUACCUUUUAAAA